AUCCUGGCGGGGGAGACGAGAUCGUUAAUAAGGCCCUGGUCAUAGUGCUGAGCAGAACCUUCCGUUAAGCGUUUCACGUGGAGCCAAGCAUUGCUCUCAAGAACAUGCCACCCCAGACGUCAAGCGCCAACUCCUCCAAUGCCUCCACCCCCAGCAGCGAGACCUCCAACAAAGCAGCUGGGGGAGGGGGCAUGGGGGCAGGGGGGCUGUCAUCAUCGUCAUCGUCCUCCCUAGCAGCAGCAGCAACAGUGGCAGGAGGAGGAGGAGGAGGGCAAGCAGGAGGAGGAGGAGGAGGAGGGGGAGCAGCAGCAGUGUCCACUGCCAAUAUGUCUGUUUCACGGCCAAACACCUCUUCAUCCCAGUCUGCACAAGGCCGAUGGAAGGAACGGAUGCCCAUCUUGCCUCCGCUGAAAAUAAUUCCAUCACAUUCCACUGUGUGUGACAACAACUGGGGGCCUAAAAAUGCAGCAUCGAAUGCCAGUGCUGGAGCCAAGAACUCGACAACAAAGUCCUCGGCCUUAUUUUGCUUGUUAGCGGAUCUGGAUGGUGGACAGACAGGCAAUUCAUCUGUCAAUGCCAAUGAUCCUUUUGCCUCGCCUACGAGUGCGCAGGCACCAGCGUCCAUAUCGCAGCCUUCUUUUGCCAAUUUUGAGAAUGCAAAUAUCUUCACAAACACUGCCGGCUCGACAACUAGCAACAAAUCAACCCCCUCCGGUCCUCCUCCCUUCUCGAAUAACCCCCUGACCCCUAUGACCCCUGGCUCCUCCUCCGCCCUGCCCACAUCCUCUUCCUCUGUCAGCAGUGCAACAACAGCUCUCUCCAACAACCCUACUCAAGAUCGCUACGCUGCAUUGAAGGACCUAGACGAAGAGUUCAAGACACAGAAGGAGUCGGAAACUACUUCUGGAGGUGGGAGCUGGCCUGUGCCUAAUGGGAACCACCAAAAUUCCUCCAGCGUGUUUGGCACUCCGUCAUCCUCCAUGAAUGGGGGUGCGACAGUAUUUGGCUCUCCAGGCUCCUCCUCCGGCAGCGUUUUCGGGACGGGUUUAGUCAAUGGCAGUGGGGGCGCUGGUGGGGGGGCAGGCGGCGUGUUUGGGACGCCACCAACCAACAACGGCACCAGUUGGGCCAACUUCUCAGGGGCUAAUCCAUUCUCGGCUGCAGCAGGGAACAGCGGCAGUGCAGGUGGAGGUGGAGGUGGAUGGAUGAACGGAGGUGGAUCAUUUGGGACGGCACCACAGACGCAGCAGGGAUUCGGCUCAGUUGUUCAGCCAAGUCUCUUUGGGACAACCCCGGACCCAAACUUCAACCAGUUCAGCCCCAGUGGACCCAUGAAUGGGACAGCAGCGGCAGCUGCUACAACCAACAAUGGGGCUUGGGCCAGCUUCAGCCAGCAGCCACCACAGCAACAGCAGCCUAAUCCCAAAAUGCAGUGGAUGACCAGCAAUGGAACGGCAAACCCUUUCAUGGCUGCCCCACAGAUGCCUUCCAACGGCACCUCCUACAACCCGUUCCUGUGAGAGUCCUCGCAGCCUCCGCAAGAUCUUCCUACGACAGGGACAUGUCUGUGACACGUUUAUCUAUUGCCAAUGACCGAUGACCCCAGCCAUCUUUUCCUUGAAUACUCAGUUAAUUUAAUUUUUUUUUUUUUCGUAAUUUAUGCAGUGGUGUUUUAUGGAAGAAAAUCCAUGUUGCCAAUCACAGUUUAGUUCUCGAUGUGAAAGCAUAUAAUCAUUAUGAAGAGCAGAAGGAAUAAUGGAUAAAUAUGAUAAUUAUAAAGAAAAGAGAAGCAAAAGCAAACAAGUGUGAGCAACGCAGGUUUUUAGCUUAUAAGAGUUUUUAAACGCUUCAGUGUCGAGUUUAGGGUCUGAGUACCACAAUGGUCUUCUUUUUCUCUUCUGUGUAAAAAGGUUAAUUAUUGGGAUCAUGGGGACUGGUGGGCAUUUUUUAUGUAGUGUAGAAAGCAAGUGCUAAAGCAUCCUCAUUAAGGGCCAUGACCUGCUCUGUGGUCAUGGGGAAAAGUUACAAACAACACAUUAAAUAUAAGCCUGUUGACUAUACUGAUGCAUUGUACAGAAUCAAAAUUGCCCAGAUUUUGCUGUAGUAAUCAAGUCAGUGCCCUUACUCCUACUCCCCCUCCCCCUUCCCCUCCCCCUCCCCCUCCCCCUCCCUCUUUUCUAUUCUCUCUCUCUCUCUCUCUCUCUCUCUCUCUCUCUCUCUCUCUCUCUCUCUCUCUCUCUCUCUCUCUCUCUCUCUCUCUCUCUCUCUCUCUCUCUCUUUCUUUCUUUCCUCCUUCCCCCCUUUAAUCCACCAUUCCUCUCCAUUUAUACUCUUCAUAGUCCUCCUCUCACCACUCUGUGAGGAAAUGGAAUGUGAUCAUUUAUUUUCCUGUGGUGUUACAGGUGCAAAUCACAGAACAAAAUCAUAUUAUUACUUGUAGAUAAGAUUUCACCUUUGUUGCUCAUAAUUUCAUUGCAUUAUAGUCAUUGUGUUUAUUUAAUUAACUUGUUAAGGGGAAGUUCUCACAUAUGUCCAGAAUGUGAAGCUUGGGCAUUGUUGUGAAAACGAACAAACAAAAAAAAACAAAACAAAAAAAAUGUAUUUGAAUGUUGAAACUCACUUAAAAACCACAGAUGUUUGCAGGAGUUCAGGUUGGUGCUUCCGGUCUUGAAUGUGAGUGCAUGAAGGAACAGACAGCAUCUUUUGUUAACAUGAUUUAGGUUAUUGGAGUCUGUUGACAGUUUUCCAAGGAAAUAUGCAAACAUUUAUUAUUUUUCUUGCUUUUUUCUCUGCUGUUUUUUUCACAAUCUAAGUCUCUUUCAGGGACUUUUCAGUUCUUUCUCAUUUUUUUUUUUUUUUUUUUUUGAAAUGAUAAUAUGUAUCUUGCAACACAAACCAGGAACAAUAGAAUAUUGACAUGAAAAUUGUAUAGUCAAACUAAUGGGUGCUCUUUGAAUUUCCCUUGCAUUCAUACUGGGAAAAUCUCCUAAAGUGUAAAAGAUGACAGAUAUUAGCAGUAUCUCAAGUCUUGGGCCUUCUAAACCAUUUUUAAAUAAGCAACAGCUUUUGCUUGUGUAAUUAGAACAGCUGGGGUUAUGCUAUGACUGUAGCAUAAGCUGGAAGCCAUUCCCUGGCUGUGGUAACUUCCCAUCCCAUGAUUUCUGUAAAUGGAUUGUUGAGAAGUCAUAAAGGAUAUUGGUAC
Molecule: messenger RNA, 3202 nt
Organism: Penaeus chinensis
Lineage: Eukaryota; Metazoa; Arthropoda; Malacostraca; Decapoda; Penaeidae
Product: nucleoporin NUP116/NSP116-like
Exons: 9
Coding region: 105-1520 (471 amino acids)
Source: RefSeq, a predicted model, not a curated record